GAAGUUAUCUUCAAAUAUUGAUACAUUGUACAUAGUAUAAUAAUUUCUUUUUAAUAAUAUAUUUUUUACAUAUUUUUAUAUUAUUUACAAUUUAAAAAAAAUGAAAAAUUAUGAAAUUAGGUAAUCAAUAUUGAUUAAUAUUAUAAAAAAAAGAUAGAUAUAGAGAAAAUAAAAGAUACAGGAGAUUUAAUUUCGAUAUACGAUCUUGCAUUUUGCAGUAAAGUAAAUCGUUUCCAAGAUAAUAAAAUAUAAUUUUAAUGAUGGAAGAAGAUGGUGGUAAGAGAAUGAGAGGUAGAACUCGUGGUAGAGCUCGUGGCAGAACACGAGGAAGAACUAGAGGUAGAUCUAAGAAACAAGUAAAGGUCAUUGAAAGUGAUGAAGAAGAUAAUCCUCAACAAGUAGAAGAACCUCCUGUGGAAACAACUGGUACAGAACUAGAAGAACAUGAAGCUCCAUCAGCUCAACAGCUUCCUUUGGAACAACAGUUUGAUUUGGAAGCUGAUAUAUCACAAUUAGAAGCUCCAACUUUUACAACCAUUAAUAGAGGUCCUCCAGAACCAAUGUUACGUUUAAGAUGGGAUCAUAGAGUAAAUCUCAUUGGAGAAAAAGUAUUGAAUCCCAUGAUACAUUGUUGUGACAAGUGUUUAAAACCAAUUCUUAUUUAUGGACGCAUGAUACCUUGCAAACAUGUCUUUUGUUUAUCUUGUGCUAAAAGAGAAGAUAAAGUUUGUCCUCGUUGUAUGGAAAAAGUUUCUAGAGUAGAACAAACAGGUUUAGGUACUGUAUUUAUGUGCACACAUGGCGGAACAAGAUAUGGAAAUGCAGGUUGUAGAAGAACAUAUCUUAGUCAAAGAGAUUUGCAGGCUCACAUAAAUCAUAGACAUAUAUCAGCUCCACCACAAGUUCAAGGCAUGCAAGUGGAUCCUCCACAAUAUGUGCAUUCUAAAUCAGAAAUAGAAUCUCAAUUAACAAAAGUUUCAUCAGUUGCUAUGCAAAAUACUCGCAUAAAAUCAGUACAAUCUCAUAUGGUUCAACCAAUAAUGGGAAAUGAUCCUAGAGUAAAUUCAAUGGUCAAUCAAGCACCAGUGGAACAUAGACAACAACAUAGACCACAAGCAUUACUAAUGCAAAAUUACAGUCAAAAUUCUGCACCUCCACCACCAAAUAAUGCUCCAUUAAGAACAAAUCUUAUAACUGUGCCCAUUCAAGAUACAGCUAUAACAACACAUGAUAUACAUACCCAACAAAGUCAUCAUUAUUAUCCUCCUCCACCUCCACAAGUUAAUUAUGGAGGAUAUAAUGUACCACCUCCUGUUUCUCAAACACAACAAUAUUAUCCACAACCUCAGCAUCCUGCCCAAGUAUCUUAUGUGCCACCACCACCGCCACAACAACAGCAAUAUGUAUCUUCAACACCAACUUCAAUAAGGCCAUCUCCAACAGGAUAUAUUCAAGAUCCAUCAUAUGGUCCUCCACCUCCACAACAACAAGCUCCACCACCACAAACUCAAUGGUCACAACAUCAACAACAAUUUUAUAGAUAAAGAAAAAAUGUAUUGUGGAGAAUUGUAUAAUAUAAAUUGUGAUAAAAUUAUUAUGGAAGCAAUGAUAAUUAAAUAUGAUUGUAAAUAUCAAUUUUUUAAAUGUAAUGUAUCAUUAGGAAAUAUUCAAAAUAUUUUAUACUUUUCAAAGGUAUAUAAUCGCAACAUUCAGUGACGAAAAUUAUAUAAUCUUAUAGAAAUAAAAUUAUUUCAAUCAUGUGUAAAUUUA
This is a messenger RNA of Apis mellifera (honey bee), 1770 nucleotides long. It is a transcript of the gene Hakai, whose product is annotated as E3 ubiquitin-protein ligase Hakai. Bases 258 to 1544 code for a protein of 428 amino acids. The record is from RefSeq and is a predicted model, not a curated record. Gene Ontology annotation, molecular function: ubiquitin protein ligase activity. Lineage: Eukaryota; Metazoa; Arthropoda; Insecta; Hymenoptera; Apidae. The transcript is spliced from 5 exons. Gene Ontology annotation, biological process: protein ubiquitination; regulation of cell adhesion.